Messenger RNA from Manis javanica (Malayan pangolin), 7947 nucleotides. RefSeq names its product KIAA0930 ortholog. The record is from RefSeq and is a predicted model, not a curated record. Lineage: Eukaryota; Metazoa; Chordata; Mammalia; Pholidota; Manidae.
CCGGGCCGCCCGCCCUCCCCUCCGCCCUCCCCUCCGCCGCCGCCGCCUCCCCGGAGCCUGCGGGCGGCGCCGAGGCCGAGGAGCGCUCGCUGCAGCAGAUGCUGCGCGCCAUAGCGGAGGAGCGCAGCCUCCUCAGCCUGCGUCGCGAGGUCUGCGGCCUCGGGUGCUUCAAAGAUGACCGCAUCGUCUUCUGGACUUGGAUGUUCUCCACCUACUUCAUGGAGAAAUGGGCACUGCGGCAGGAUGACAUGCUGUUCUACGUGCGCCGGAAGCUGGCACGUGCGGGCAGUGAGAGCAGCUCUGACGGGCGGAAGCCAGCUGAGCCCGAAUCUGCGGCGGUGGAGGUGGAGGUGUACCGGCGGGACUCCAAGAAGCUGCCGGGCCUCGGGGACCCUGACAUUGACUGGGAGGAGAGUGUCUGCCUGAAUCUCAUCCUGCAGAAGCUGGACUACAUGGUGACCUGCGCUGUGUGCACGCGCACUGAUGGGGGGGACAUCCACAUCCACAGGAAGAAAUCCCAGCAAGUGUUCGCAUCCCCCAGCAAACACCCCAUGGACAGCAAGGGGGAGGAGUCCAAGAUCAGCUACCCUGACAUCUUCUUCAUGAUUGACAGCUUCGAGGAGGUCUUCAGCGACAUGACAGUGGGAGAAGGAGAGAUGGUCUGUGUGGAGCUGGUGGCCAGUGACAAGACCAACACGUUCCAGGGGGUCAUCUUUCAGGGCUCCAUCCGCUAUGAAGCGCUUAAGAAGGUGUAUGACAACCGAGUGAGUGUAGCUGCCCGUAUGGCACAGAAGAUGUCAUUUGGCUUCUACAAGUACAACAACAUGGAGUUUGUGCGCAUGAAGGGGCCACAAGGAAAGGGCCAUGCUGAGAUGGCAGUCAGCCGUGUGUCCACAGGUGACACGUCCCCCUGCGGGACUGAAGAGGAUUCCAGCCCAGCUUCACCCAUGCAUGAGCGGGUGACCUCCUUCAGCACCCCCCCAACUCCAGAGCGGAACAACCGGCCUACCUUCUUCUCCCCGUCCCUCAAAAGGAAGGUGCCCCGGAACAGGAUCACCGAGAUGAAGAAGUCCCACUCUGCCAAUGACAGUGAGGAGUUCUUCCGGGAGGACAGCAGUGGAGCCCAUCUGCACAAUGCCACCAACCUGCGGUCUCGGUCCCUGUCUGGCACGGGGCGAUCCCUGGUGGGGUCCUGGCUGAAGCUGAACAGAGCGGAUGGAAAUUUCCUUCUCUAUGCACACUUAACCUACGUCACUUUGCCGCUGCAUCGGAUUCUAACAGACAUCCUAGAAGUACGGCAGAAGCCCAUCCUGAUGACCUAGCCGUGUGCGGAGCCCGCGCCGAGCCCCCAGCCCUGCCCGGCCCUGGGAGUGCUGCCAAGUGCCUACCUGUCCACCGCCACCGGGGUCUUCUGUGACAACCCAGCGCCGGAGCUGGAGCCAGGCGGGGCCACUCGACUCCCGGGGCCAGGGCCCACGCCACGAACACCAGCCCAAACUGAAGUGCCUCUUUCUCCUCCCCUGCUGGCUCUGCUCCUGCCCCUGCGCCCACCGCCCCCACCCAUCACCCCCCAGCCCCUCUCUGGAGAGCCCUCUGCACCCAAGGAGGACCAGAGACACCAAGAGGCCGUAAGAGAGAGCACAGGAGCAGCCGAGUCCAGAGUGUGUCCAUACCUACUGACCUGAGGUUCACGUCCCGGCAGGCAGCAGGGGGAAGCCACCUGGUGGGCAGCACUCAGUGUGCCCACCUGUCAGCCCUUUCUUAAGGAAACCUGGUGUAAGGUUUUGUGCUGCUGUAUUAGGGAUCUUCAGCAUCCGAGUUAGUCCUGACUCGUUCAUCCCUUUACCCCCGGGGGAUGAAUGGGUCACCAUGGGGAGGUGGGAGCAUGGCUCUUUGAUGGUUUUGUCCUGGGCUGGGACUACCUCACCCCAUGCUCGGUUCCAGAAGGGCCUCAAGCUGAGCAGACAGGCCUAAUCCUGCCAGAAUGGCCUUUGCUUCCCGCCAAAGAGCACCACCCACACAUGCACCUCCAGCUUGGAGACAUCCCGCUCCGCACCUCGGCUGGCACGACCCGUAGGAUCGGACUGUGAGGGCAGGUGGGAAGGCUCGGUAGCCACGUAGAAGACAAAACCUCUGCCAGAGGCAGAUAGACAAUGUGGGGUGGGGUUAGCAUCCUCCCAGGAAGGUUCUGGGUAGGACCCCUAUCUGCUCGGGCUUGGGGAGGGGAUUGGGUGUUCCAUCUCCCCUGGCUUCCUGGAGCUUACUGCCUUUGGGUGAGUGUGCUGGUCCCAUUUCUCAGACCAACUCACUGAGGCAAAGAGGGACUGGCUUCCACACUGCUGGCCUAGUCGGUCUGUGGAGGCCUGUCCAGCCACAUGCCUGCGGCAGCUUUGUCCCCACUGGGAUUUCCAUCUGUGAGGACACGUGCUCUUUUCAAGAGCAGAAGCGUUUCCCCUACCCACUGGGAACAAACGGGAAGCUGGGUCACUAUUGCUGUGCUGUUCUGUUUGAAGUCCCCAGGAAUAUUUGAAGUGUUUCUGCUGUGCAUUUAGAGAUCCUCUGUGAGGGGAGAGAAGGAAUUGGAGGGCUUGUUCUCCGUCUGGUUUUAUUCUGUGUGCUCCAAGGGUCUGUGCUGGGCUCUGGGAACAGGGGACUACUCUGGGGCUUUCUCUAGAUUUUGUAUGCUAUUAUUAAAGCGAGCUAUUGCAUUUCAUUCUGCCUCAGUUUGCCCACCUGUAAAAUGGGGCUGAUACCACCUACCUCACUGAAGUCUCCAGGGUUCCCGUGCACGGCCGGGUCAGGGCACGCUCGCCAGCCAUUCUCCAGAGCUCGGGUCGGGAGUUAGACUGUUGGGGUGUUUACUGACCCCAGUCACCCAGCCCAAAAAGACGUGUGCCGGGGUUAGUUUGAACGUUCUCAGAUUCUCCAGCAGUGCUCAGCAGCUUGUGCUCAGCUGUAUCUCAGCCCUCUGCAUGAUGUCACCUUCCAGAGCAGUGUCUUAGGGCAGCACAGAGUCAGAUCUUACCCCAGAGCGUUGGAGCAGAGCCUCGGGGAGCUGUGUGCAUUUGCGUGUUCUCCCGGGAGCCAGACGCUGCCCCCAAGUCUGAAGGUGGCUAAAGCACACAGCUUUUUCUCCAGAACUUUUUUCCUCUGGUCAUCUGGGGUCUGCAGACUCUGGAACGCAAGGUGGGAGGCGUGGAGCGCGACAUGUCUUCCAAGGAAGGAUGGGAGCUUCGCGGGCCUCCCUCUGCUGUGCAGUGGGGGCACGAGGGCCUCCUCACUGGAGCCAGAGGCUGGCCACGCGCUGGGGCCCAGCCACCGCUCCUGCCGGGGCACUGCGUGAGUCAGGCUCCUUCUCUGAGAAGACAUGCCUAUGCUGUGCCAAACUCGCGGGGUCACUGAGGGCCAGUAGCAGUAGCGUGUGAAGGUGCAGAUCUGUGUGCUCCAGUGGUACUUUAGAGACCACCACAGCCUUGUGACGCAUGUAACCGCUGCACACAGUGGCCUGGUGGUGGGUAUUCUGCACCUUGGCAGCACUUAGGAUGUGCAGGCCCUGUGCUAAAUGUUCGGGUCCUGUCAUCCUCUCUAUCUCACAGGUGAGGAGACUGAAUGGCAGGCAGUGACAGCAGGCAUCCAGCCCAGCCCCUGGCCCCAGGCCCCAGCCCCCAGAGCCAUGGGGAUGUGCUGUUCCCCUGGGCAAGUGUUGGGUGGAGUCGACCUUUCUCAGUCUUUAAGUCCUCGGAAGGGUACUUCUGAUACUGAAUUUAAGCCAUGCCUAGAGGCACUUGGUAACUAGACAGCUGUUAGCCCGUCAUUGAAGUUGGUUUUUUCAAAGUGACAGAUGAUAUCAGUAAUGCAUGACGGCCCGGGACCAGGGUCCUGCUGCGUCCUGGUGUUGCUGCAGUUUUACUUUCUGUAUGGCUUUCUGUAAUUUUUAUGGGAGCAUGCCUGUCUCGUAUAAUGCAGGGAUGGCCAAAGCAUGCAUAUGUUUCUUAUGUGGGAACUUGAAUUAAGUAGUUUUCCUUUGAAGAAACUGAGGUGUCACAUUUUUGGACGUUAAUAAGAAAGUUGUCUUUUUUCUUUUUCUUUCUUUUUUUUUUUUUUUAAAUGUCAUGGCCCUAGAGGCUGAUGAGUGGUGCAUCGUAUCCAUCCCCAUCUCUUUUCAGCCCCUGGAAGUUCCAGUAGUGUCCCUCCCAUGUUCUGAUACCUUCCGGGAACACCCAGUCACCUAUAAAAACAGGCAAAGCAAGUUAUCUUGAAGGAGAAUAUUAUUUAAAACAUAGGUAAUAGAGGAGUGGUCAAAAGAACCAAGAGAAGCAAGCUUCUCUAUGGUCCAGUCAGCUUGGAGAUGGGGUGGGAUUUCCGUGGGUCACGUGCUGGCUGACGUUUGGACUCUUCAGGGACUCUGAACAAAUGGGAAGUCAGGUUUCUAGCUACAUGAAAUAAUGACAGUAAUGGCAUAAAGGGAUGCUCCUAACAAGAUUUUUUUCAAAAGAAUCUAGCUAGACUCAAAAAGGGAUCUUUUUUUGAUGUUUAAUCACAAAUAAACUAAUUAGUAGACUAGUGGAAGAAUGAAGUAAAAACUUUUUUUCCCAUUCCAGGGGGAAGGCCUUCUGCAGUUGGUAUGUUCUGACUGACUUGGAACAUUCGUUUGACAGUGUCAUAAUCUAGUGGUUUUAAAUCAUUGGCCAAAAUUCUUGGAAGACUUAACAUACUGAAAAUCUGCCAACUUUCUUAUGAGCCCUAAGAGGUUUCACUUCGGUAUAUAAUCUGUUCAGUUUUUCUGUAUAUUUUUUGUGCGGUUGGUAUAUAUUCUGUUCAGUUUAGUUGCAAUUUACUUUCGUAUCGUUUCAAAAACCAAGUAGCUUUUGACAUUACAUUGGUCCUUCCUGUUCAGGCUUCCUUAUCUUUGUUUCAAAAAGCGGAGUCCUAUUUAAAAAAUAACGUCCCUUAAAGACUCUAAGGGAUGGAAAUACAAGUGCCGGCGCCACGGGUGAAACUUGAACAGAAGUAGCCCAUGCAGGUGUCGCGGCAGCCCCCACAGGAGGCGCAGGUGGCCAGGCUCCCCGCCACCUCGGCCGGUGACCCCGCGGUCAGUGAGGGGCUCUAACCUUUGUUCCGUGUCACUGACGGCCAUGGCCCUGACAUGACCUUCAGUGGAAAAGGAACCCUCUGGCCCGUCCUCUGGGCCCCUGGGCCACACAGCCUGGAGAGCUCCUUGGGGCACCACACACCGGAGCCGAACCACUUGAACACCGGGUGGCCUGGGGGUUGGGUUCAGAGUUCACGCGGGUGGACCUCAGAAAGGGAGGAAGCCCCCAGACGUGCGGAAAGAGUUCGUGUUUACAGUUUUCUACUAUUCCCAAGGCACGAAGGCAUUUUCAUUGUGCGGAGCCAGCUUGUGCUGAGUGGGUCAGAAGUGACGCGGCGCUCCAGGCCUGCUGAGCGGCCCCUGCCCCCCCUUCCUUCUCCCCUUUACCUUCCGUGCCCCACUCUGGAGAAGGUCUGCCAGUCUUAUUAGAUGUGAACAGCAAUCUUUUAUGGUUCCAAAUGAAUUCUAUGUCUGAGAAUAAAUCUGCAAAGAAAACCUGUUGAGAGGUUUCAGUACUUGGAGGCUCAACUGAAGAAAUUUCUGCAAAAUACAAUUUAGCAAAAACACCAUGAUGGCAUACAUUGAAUAUAUUAGGAUCCAGUCAUCAGUGAUAUUUCCAUAAAUAUUAGCAGCUUCUGGAUGAACCGUCUUCCACAGGCAGCAGAAUUCAUUUCUCAGCAGUAUUUGUGUUUGGCUGUUAGCUCAGCUUUGAUUUUGCCUUUCAAAAGUUGAUUUGCAUGUUGGAUAUUAAAUUUGUUUUUAUUGUUUUCCUCUAAUGAAUCUGUACUUAUUUUUUUCUCUAAUGGGUAUUUCAGAUUAAAUACUCUACAGGUAUUACAGCAAUGCAGUACUUAGUGAUUGAACCUUAAUACGCCCCCAGCAGUACCUUAAACUCCACAGUUGCAGCUUUUGCACAAGUUAUUUUUUUGAAAUGGAGACUGGCAGAAAUGACCCACUGGCCUGGCUGUGGCAGUCCUGGGAAUCAACGGGGUCAGGGGACCAGUGUCAUGGUUUGGCCAGAUGCUGUAUUUGCAAAAUUGAAUCCCAAGAGGGCUGGCUUCAGGGUUAGUGCUUAGCCCCAUAAAGUAGUAUAUGCCUUCUCUGUUGUACUAUAAAAUUUCCCAAGCUUUUUCUAGAGAACCCCUUAAAAGCCCUCAGAAAUGGAAAAACUAGAAAAAAAGUCAGGAGUCCUGAGUUCAGGUUUGGGCAGGCUCCCAAGCAAGCUGUUCUUCUGGAAGGUGGUUUUGGACUGUGGCUCUCAGCUGCCAUGCGGCCCUGCAGUUAAACAAGCUGAUGUUGAGCACGUUUGCACAUUUGCAGGCUGACUAUGGGAGCUAUUGCAGGUUCACCAUAGGUGGGUGCAGCUGUGGGAUCCUCUCAGGUGGACGUAGCCCCGGGGUCCUCAAGCACUGAACCGUUCUUUCCACGAUAUAUGAAUUCUAAGUUCUGUCACAGGUAAUGGACAUUAAGUAAGGCCUAGGACUGCGGAAUGUCAUGGAACCAAAAAUGAGUGAACAAGUAAAAAGAGGGGUCUAAGGGAACACAUACACAAAUCUAGAUGUAGGGUCGGGCUAUCACAGCAUGACUCGGAAACGGUCAUGGCAUUAGAAAUAUCCGAGCCAGAGUUUUCUGGCCCAGCCUCGUUGAGGGCAGACUGUACAAGUGGUGGUUAUGAAGGAAGCAGUUUAUUAGGCCAAAAAGACAAAUUUCUUCCAUCCAGAUCGAACCCCCUUGUUAAGGAGGAGGUCCUCCUAAGACAGUCACCUGGAACAUAGGAGAUACUGGGGUUGGAAGUAUCCCAGAAGCUUCCUGCAAUAACAGUUUAUUAAUUGUUCACUGUUGAAGGCUAACAUUUGUUUUAGUUCCUUUGUUCUGACCUAGAUGAAAAUUCAGGAGCUACUGUUACACCCUAGCUUAGAAGGAGAUGUUGACUGGAAGGGAAAAGCCUUUGGGAUUUUAUGCCGGGAGGAGGGGGAUGUAAAAUAGCUUACUCCACAGUGACAAGGUUCGUUGUAUAGAUACACGUUGUAUAAACAUGCUGUGCUUUGUGCUUGCCUGUUAAAAUGGCAGAAUAGUUGCAAAAUUUAUACGAGAAGGGGAAAUGUUUUGGGCAAUGAUAAAACAAAAGGUGUCUUCUCUCGCUCACAGCUUCACCGAACUCCGUCCUGCCUUGGCCUCUACAUAAACCAAUGAGUUUCCCAAGAUAUUUCUUUUUCUGUAUGUGGAUUAAAGGACUUUCAUCUUGGAAUCUGCCUUUAAUGAAAAAUUAGAUUGCUCGAUUUUUAAAAAAACAUGUUUUCUAGAGAACUUUAAUGAUUAUAUUUUGAAUAAACAAUUUUGUUCAAAAGAUUUUAUCCCAUUCCAGAGAGCAGUGAGGCUUAGUCCAUCAGUGGCACAGGCAGACCUCAGGUGGCCCCGGAGCGGCCCGUGACCUCUGCCCUGACUGCGUCUCCUCAGACACACACCAUGGAUCCCAGGCCUGGGUUUUCUCAACCGUAAGGUGUAAUCACCACCACCUUCCCAGGCGCAGAGGCUGAAGGGAGACGUGUAUGUCCAAAGGCUGGCAUAGUUCCUGGUACCGUGAUAUCAUUUCCCCCAGAAAUGUGCCAAAGGGGUAUUCCAGGGGUCACCCCUAAACAAGUCAUCGGGGAGCACAGCUGUAGCCCAGUUCUUUGAUUUGAGCGUGUAUCAGUCACCUGGAACAGUCAGGUGGCUGGUCAUGAAACUACUCUGGAUUGUGAUGGUUGCACAGCUCUGUGAAUGUUGUAAAAAUGCCUGAAUUGUACUUGAAAAGGGUGAAUUUAUGGCAUAUGGAUUAUAGCUCAAUAAAAACAAAACGACAAACACGGGCCCCA